AUGACGAAGAUUUAUUUACUUAUUUCUUUGGUCAUUCUACUGUUUGUGAAUGUGUGUUGGUGCCAGUGCCGUUGGGCAAACUGGCGGAGCUCGUUUGACAGAGCAGGGUGGUCCAAGUGUGGAUCAACUACUGAAUACCUGACAGGUUUUUAUCGAAACUCUAGGAGUGCAAGCGACCCUAUUCAUCUUCUGGAUGAGGGAAACUGCUGCAAUGCUCCUGCACCAAACCAGAAUCGGGCUUCAACGUGCCAAAACGCAAACUGGUGGAAACAGUUGGACAGGUUUGUGAACAAGUGCAAAAAAUUUAGGCAGCAUAUUUCGUCGGCUUGCCCUCGACAUUAUGCCAGUCGUAGAAAAAUAGCGAAGGGUUACCCAGAAGUAUUUCACUUCCUAGGCAUUCUUGUCUCUUGGGCGAGUUAUGGUAAAAUUUCCGCACAGCCCCAUCCUACAUUAUGCUUCAGUUCUUAGAUAGAGAAAACAAUGACAAAAACAAUACAUUGCCAUUGGGAAAACAGAUUUGUUCUACAAUAGUAUAGGACUGUGCGGAAAUUUUUGCCGCGAGUUAUGUUAAGAGCGAAUAUCAUCGCCCGAAAACGUAACGAGUAUGCGUGACGAGUGUUUAGUGAGGUUUUUCAAAAUGCUCAUCUGAUAUUGCAAGCUGUGACAAGCUUUUCUUCUUUAAAUAAAACGCUUCAGUUAUUCCCCGCGGGAAAACUUUCAACAACAAAGUUAAAUGUUGCAACCUCGUACUGCUUUAUAUUUCGCGUGUCCUAUAAUUAGAGCUCCAAAAUUUUUAGAUCGUAAAUGUGAAGAAAGUAUUUUGCAUUUUGGUGUCUAUGCUUUACCAAUGAACUCCUUUUAGUAAUGUUUAGUUCUCUGGAUUCACCGCUUUCUUCUUGGGUCAAGUAAAGACUUGUUUGCUAAAUCAGUCAUCCUCAUAUCCUCAUAUCCACUUGUUCUCAUUAAUUUUUUUCAGGAAUAAAGAAUGGGCAUUUUGUCCGACAGGAUACUUCUUGCAGGGAUUAUACCGCACUAGUAACCACAACAUUCACAACAUUGAGGAAGGUCGUUGCUGUAAACCCAAUAACCUGCCAAACAGCUAUCUCCACUGUUACACUCACGACGUCAGCAAAUCAUUCGACAACAAAGGCUGGAGUAAAUGCGACAGCCAAUACUACAUGAGGGGCUUUUACAGGGGAGGUUGCGAUAAGUUGCACUGCAUAGAGCUAUUCCAGUGUUGCAUGAUGUAUGAUGGCUGCAAAUUUGCGAAUUGGUGGAAAAGUUUUGAUAGAAAAGGCUGGACCCAGUGCGACUCUGAGCAAUAUAUCACUGGACUUUGGAGAAAUAUUAACUUGGGCUUAAGAGAUCAAAUCUACUUAUUGGAGGAAGCUAAGUGUUGUUCAGCUCCUGCUCCAUUCCAGAACGUCCAAUCGACAUGUAGAGAAGCCAAUUGGUGGAGUGUUCUUGACAAGUAAGUGUACCAUAAUUUUAAAGUUUACCAAAGAUUAAUACUAGCAGGAAUCGCGUGGUCUGUUGCGAAGACCAGCGUGCGCUUCGAGAUUACGAUGAAAAAAUGAUACACUUGGAAAAAACUGAAAUUUAGCUAAUUUGUACAAUUUCGGAUGCUCCGUUUUAGCCGAUUUGAAAACCCGCAGUGAUUCAAUCGUUUAGUUUCAUUUUUCAUUUUGAAAGAGCCUCUCCAACAACAGGAUGGCAAAUAUGGUAAGUUUUAAGCUCGGUAAGAAAUAGAGAAAUGUGUUUUGUCUUGUCACGAGCGUGGGACAAAGAAAAAAUUCUGAGACCCCAUGAAGAAAUGAACCUCAGACCUUCGGAUUCCGCGCUCCGAUACUCUACCACUGAGCUCAUGGGGACUCUGAAUUUUAUCUUUUUCCCACGCUCGUGACAAAACGAAAAACAUCUUUCUUUGUAUCAUACAAUGUUGACUAUUCCAUAUUAAAACACAAACUUCAGUUCUAACAUGAUUCUCCUCUAACUAGAACAAACACGUGGGCGGUCUGUCCACUUGGUUACUUCCUACGAGGCUUCUACCGAAAUGACGGUGCUUGGCUGCAUCACAUUGAGAUGGGUAAAUGCUGUAAGCCGAACAUUUUCCCAGACAGGUAUGAAAACUGCUACACCGAGAAUAUCCGCAUUUUGUUUGACAAAAGAGGUCUCAGCCAAUGCAAAAGACAAGGAUACUAUUUAGCCGGAAUUUACAAAGGAGGAUGUGACAAACUGUUCUGUAUAGAGUCUUUCAAAUGCUGUAGGAUGAAUAUAGGU
This is a messenger RNA of Pocillopora meandrina, 2280 nucleotides long. NCBI's taxonomy places the organism in Eukaryota, Metazoa, Cnidaria, Anthozoa, Scleractinia, Pocilloporidae. The record is from the annotation of a GenBank genome assembly.